AUGAGAUACUUUGUUUUCAUGAGAUGCACUAUUCAGUUAAUGAUGUUUGUUUAAUAUAUUUUAUUUCAAGAAAAUAUAAAAUAAACUCCGAGAUUAUAUUAUAAUUUUACUUAUAAAAAAGGGUGCUAAGAUUUAAUAUUGAACAAGAUUCGAUUUAAUUUUGGAUAGCUAAUAGAGUUGACGAUGAAAUCUGGGAGGAACCUAUGA
Paramecium octaurelia is the source of this 207-nucleotide messenger RNA. Lineage: Eukaryota; Ciliophora; Oligohymenophorea; Peniculida; Parameciidae. The record is from the annotation of a GenBank genome assembly.